UUCCGUCCCUGGUCUGUAGGCGUAAGUUGUGCAGCUUUUCUGAAGCGUUUACUGACUUUAUUACGUCGUAAAGACAAUUAAGGCUCUAUCAGAAGAUGAUAAUCUGUGGCAUCAUCAGCGCCAUUCUCGGGCUCGUGUUGUACAUAGUGGGGAUAGCAACUAACGCUUGGAUGUCGGUGGGAUAUCAAGAGUCCGGACUGUGGCGGGUGUGUGGGACGAUCUUUGGAGUGACGCAGUGCGUACCUACGCUAGGUAUCAGUCUGCUGCCUGGUGCUUUUAACGCAGCCCGGGCCUUCGCCGUGAUCGGACUUGUGCUGCUCCUCCCCGGCAUAGCUGUGGCCUGCUUCGCCGCCAAGAAGAACUCCGACAAAGGCAAAAGACUGGUGGGGAAUGAUCAUUGCUGGAGGUCAGGAAUAUGCGGUGCCCUUGCUGGCGCCAUCUACGCCGGAUACGCCAAGUCGUACGCUAUUGCACCUGGCGUGUCUGUCCCGUUUGGCUACUCCUUCUACAUGAUCUGGGUGCAGGCGCUGUUCACGUGGGUGGGAGGCGGCGUCAUCACCAAUGCCGGGAGUAGUGACGUACAGGUGGAUCCAGAAGGACAAUAA
Messenger RNA from Branchiostoma floridae (Florida lancelet), 605 nucleotides. Its product is annotated as claudin-18-like. Lineage: Eukaryota; Metazoa; Chordata; Leptocardii; Amphioxiformes; Branchiostomatidae. Bases 96 to 605 code for a protein of 169 amino acids. The record is from RefSeq and is a predicted model, not a curated record. Gene Ontology annotation, cellular component: plasma membrane. The transcript has 4 exons.